AUGGUGAGGAAGAGGCAGGAGUCUGACCCGGAGGCUGCCCUGACCCAGCCAGGAUGGGGCUAUCUGAUUGCUGCUCCCUCUGUCUUCCGCGCGGGACUGCAGGAAGUCGUCAGUGUGACCAUCUUUAACUCCCCCACGGAAGUCGAGGUCCAGGCUCAGCUGGUGGUCCAGGGUGAGGCUGUGGCCCAGAGCCGGGGAGUCGUCCUCGAGAAAGGGACAGUGAAACUCCAGGUGCCCACGGGCCUCCGGGGCCAGUCGCUGCUGAAGGUGUGGGGCCGUGGCCGGUGGGCGGAUGAGGGCUCCGUCUUCCACAAUCAGACCUCGGUGACCGUGGACGGCCGGGGCGCCUCCGUGUUCAUCCAGACGGACAAGCCUGUGUACAAGCCCCAGCACCGAGUGCAUGUAAAUGUCUUCACCGUCUCCCCAGACCUGAGGCCUGUCCAGGAGAAGCUGGAAGCCUACGUGCUGGAUCCCCGGGGCUCUCGAAUGAUGGAAUGGCGACACUUGGAGCCCUGCUGUCUCGGUAUCACCAGCUUGAGCUUCCCCUUGUCCGACCAGCCCGUGAUGGGAGAGUGGUUCGUCUUUGUCCAGAUGCAAGGUCACGUGUACAACAAAUCUUUCGAGGUUCAGAAGUACGUGCUGCCCAAGUUUGAGCUCCUGAUCGAUCCACCCAGGUACAUCCGGGACCUGGAUGCCUGCGAGAGUGGCACCGUGCAGGCCAGGUAUACCUUCGGCAAACCUGUUUCGGGGACCUUAACUAUCAACAUGACGGUCAAUGGCGUGGGGUACUAUAGCCAUGAGGUGGGGCGCCCUGUCUUCCGGACCAUGAAGAUCCUUGGCUCCCGGACUUUUGACAUUUGUGUGAGGGACAUGAUCCCAGCAGAUGUCCCCGAGCACUUUCGGGGCAGGGUAAGCAUCUGGGCCAUGGUGACAAGCGUGGAUGGAAACCAACAGGUGGCAUUUGAUGACUCCACCCCGGUCCAGAGGCAGCUGGUGGACAUCCGGUACUCCAAGGACACACGGAAGCAGUUCAAGCCAGGACUGGCCUAUGUAGGGAAGGUGGAAGUGUCCUACCCGGAUGGCAGCCCAGCCGAGGGGGUGACGGUCCAGAUUAAGGCAGAGCUGACACCCAAGGACAACGUCUAUACCAGCGAAUCCGUGUCCCGUGGUGGGCUGGUGGAGUUUGAAAUCCCCUCCAUCCCCACGUCGGCUCAGCACGUGUGGCUGGAGACCAAAGUGACGGCGUUGAAUGGGAAACCCGUGGGGGCCCAGUACCUGCCCAGCUACCUCUCCCUGGGCAGCUGGUAUUCCUCCAGCCAGUGCUAUCUGCAACUGCAGCCACCCUCCCGCCCCCUGCAGGUUGGGGAGGAAGCCUAUUUUCCUAUGAAGUCCACGUGCCCCUGCAACUUCACCUUGUACUACGAGGUGGUCGCAAGGGGCAACAUUGUGCUCUCCAGCCAGCAGCCUGCCCAUAUCACCCAGCAGCGAAGCAAGCGGGAGACCCCUGCCUUAGAGACACCGAUUCGCUUAACACACCUUUCUGAGACAGAGCCCCCGACUGCCCCAGUAGCCGAGAUCAACGUGUGUAUGACCUCUCUCCGGCUAGCCGUGACCCCCAGCAUGGUCCCCCUUGGCCACCUGCUGGUCUUCUAUGUCAGGGACAACGGAGAAGGAGUCGCCGACAGCCUCCAGUUUGCAGUUGAGACUUUCUUUGAAAACCAGGUUUCGGUGACGUAUUCAGCGAAUGAGACCCAGCCUGGGGAGGCUGUGGACCUGCGGGUCAGAGCCGCGAGGGGCAGCUGCGUGUGUGUGGCCGCGGUGGAUAAGACCGUCUACCUACUCAGGUCUGGGUUUCGGCUGACCCCCGCCCAGGUGUCCCGGGAGCUGGAAGGUUACGAUGUCUCCGAUGCCUUUGGCGUGUCCAGAGAGGAUGGGCCCUUCUGGUGGGCCGGGCUGACGGCCCGCCGCCGCCGCCGUUCCUCCCUCUUCCUGUGGCCCUGGAGUGUCACCAAGGACUCCGGGUUUGCCUUUACCGAAACAGGACUGGUGGUGAUGACCGACCUUGUAAGCCUGAACCACCGGCAGGAUGGUGGCCUGUACACCGACGAGGCUGUCCCCGCCUUCCAGCCCCACACGGGAAGUCUGGUGGCCACGGCUCCCUCCCGGCACCCCCCCAGAACAGAGAGGAGGAAAAGGACCUUCUUCCCUGAAACGUGGAUUUGGCGCUGUCUCAACAUCAGUGACCCAUCAGGGGAGGAGACUCUCAGCGUGCAGGUCCCGGACUCCAUCACUAGCUGGGUGACCGAGGCCGUGGGCCUGUCCCCCACGCGGGGCCUGGGCAUCGCCGAGCCUGCCUUGUUGAAGACCUUCAAGCCUUUCUUCGUAGACUUCACGCUGCCCCCUCGCGUGGUCCGUGGGGAGCAGGUGAAGACCCUCCUCAGCGUCUACAACUACGUGGGUUCCUGCGUCGAGGUGUACGUGAAAAUCUCGGCUUCCAAGGGCAUCCGGUUUGUCGGGCAACCCGGCAAACGCCACGUGACCAGGAAGAUGUGCGUGGCCCCCGGGGGGACCGAGCCCACCUGGGUCGUGCUGUCCUUUGGCAACUUGGGGUUCAGCAACAUCACAGCCAAAGCACUGGCUUAUGAAGACGCCAGCUGCUGCCGAGAGGCUAAGCCCAGCAAGCACCCGGAGGAGAGUUACGCCGACAGGCGGGUCCCCGUGGGGACCGAUCACGUCAGGCUCGGUGUGAUGGUUGAGCCCGAAGGAGCCCCCCGGGCUUACACCUACAGCGCUUUCUUCUGUCCCAACGAGAGGGUUCACAUCUCCACGCCCAACAAGUAUGAGUUCCAGUACGUGCAGCGGCCCCCACGCCUCACCCGCUUCGACGUGGCCGUGCGAGCCCACAACGACGCCCGGGUGGCUUUGUCCUCUGGGCCCCAGGACACCGCGGGCAUGAUCGAGAUCGUCCUGGGCGGCCAUCACAACACCCGGUCGUGGAUCUCCACCAGCAAGAUGAGUGAGCCCGUGGCCAGCGCCUACACGGCCAAGAUCCUCUCCUGGGACGAGUUCAGAACAUUCUGGAUCGGCUGGCACGGGGGGCUCAUUCAGGUCGGCCACGGUCCAGAGCCAUCUAACGAGUCUGUCAUUGUGGCCUGGGCCCUCCCGAGGCCACCAGACGUGCAGUUCAUCGGCUUCUCCACUGGGUGGGGCUCCACGGGCGAAUUCCGCAUCUGGAGGAAGAUGGAGGUGGACGAGAGCUACAGCGAGGCCUUCACGCUGGGGGUCCCGCAAGGCGCCAUCCCCGGGUCGGAGCGAGCUGCUGCGUCCAUCAUAGGAGAUGUCAUGGGGCCCACCCUGAAUCACCUCAACAACCUCCUGCGACUGCCCUUUGGCUGUGGAGAACAAAACAUGAUCCACUUUGCUCCCAAUGUCUUUGUCUUGAAGUAUCUUCAGAAAACCCGGCAGCUCAGCCCAGAGGUAGAGAGAGAGACCGCUGACUUCCUGGUCCAAGGCUACCAGCGACAGCUGACCUACCGGCACCAGGACGGCUCCUACAGCGCCUUCGGGGAGCGGGACGCUUCGGGGAGCAUGUGGCUCACGGCCUUUGUCCUGAAGUCCUUCGCCCAGGCUCGCAGUUUCAUCUUCGUCGACCCACAGGAGCUGGCGGCUGCCAAGGGCUGGAUUAUCCGGCAACAGCGGGCGGACGGCUCCUUCCCAGCCGUGGGCAGGGUCCUCAACAAGGACAUCCAGGGUGGGAUCCACGGGACCAUCCCACUGACGGCCUACGUGGUAGCUGCUCUCCUGGAGACCGGCUCUGCCUCGGAGGAGGAGCGGAGCGCCAUUGCCAGAGCGAGGCGGUUCCUGGAGUCCGGCGCGCCCCUAGCGGUGGACCCCUACAGCUGCGCCCUGACCGCGUACGCGCUGACCCUGCUCCGCAGCCCCGCGGCCCCCGCCGCCCUGCGCAAGCUCCGCAGCCUGGCGAUCGCCCAGGAUGGCGUCACCCACUGGAGCUUGACAGGUUCCCGGAACAUGGGCAAGGACGCAUUCCUGAGUUUUGGCGAAGGGGUCUCCCAGUCAGUGGCCUCCGCUGAAGUGGAAAUGACAGCCUACGCCCUGCUCACCUACAGUCUCCUGGGCGAUGUGGCCGCCGCCCUGCCCGUGGUGAAGUGGCUGUCUCAGCAGAGGAACGCACUGGGGGGCUUCUCCUCAACUCAGGACACGUGCGUGGCCCUGCAGGCUCUGGCCGAGUACGCCAUCCUGUCCUACGCUGGUGGCAUCAACCUCACUGUCUCUGUGGCAUCCACCAACCUAGACUACCAAGAGACCUUUGAGCUGCACAGGGCCAACCGGAAGGUUCUGCAGACAGCCGCGAUCCCCAGCCUCCCCACGGGGCUGUUCGUGAGUGCCAAGGGGGACGGCUGCUGCCUGCUGCAGAUUGACGUCACCUACAAUGUGCCUGACCCAGUGGUCAAGCCAGCCUUCCAGCUGUUUGUGAGCCUCCAGGAGCCUGAGGCCCAGGGCCGCCCGCCCCCUGCACCCGCCUCCUCAGCUGACGGCCCCCGUGGGGACCGGCACCCAGCCGAUGACGACGACCCAGAGGCCGACCAGCACCAUCAGGAAUACAAGGUGACCCUGGAGGUGUGCACCAGGUGGCUUCACGGAGGGUCCUCCAAUAUGGCCGUCCUCGAGGUGUCCCUGCUGUCAGGCUUCCGGGCGGACAUCGAGAGCCUGGAACAGUUACUCCUGGACAGACACAUCGGGAUGAAGAGGUACGAAGUGACCGGACGCAAAGUGGUCUUCUACUUUGACGAGCCCGGCCCCUCACCUUGCUACCCCUUCAGCCCGUCACACGUCACCCCUCGACCCGCAGCUUUCGAGGCCACGCGUUUCUACAACGUCAGCGCGCGCAGGCCGCUCGCCCGGGAGCUGUGCACGGGGCCUGCUUGCAACGAGGUGGAGCGCGCCCCGGCGCAGGGCCCAGGCUGGUCACCCGGAGAUCGGGGUCCUGCAGUGGCUUCCGAGGAAGGGGCGACCAUCGCGCGCUGUGGCUGCUCCCGCGACUGCAGCGCCCCCCGGGAACCCGUGUGCGGCUCCGAUGGCAUCGUCUACGCCAGCGCCUGCCUUCUGGAAGAAGCUGCGUGUCGUAAGCGCGUGCACCUGGAGCCCGCGCCCCAUAGGCGCUGCACCCUCGAGCAGCUGGCACCAGCCUCCACACCCUACGCCUAUGAGGAUGACCCCGUCCCCCUGGAUUUGGGACACCUGCAGCAAGACGCGAAGUUCAGCACCGCAGACCAUGAGGCAGGGGACUCGGACCCUGAGCCCGAAGGCGAGGCCGAGGACAGCCAAAGCGGCUUCUCUUCUGAACCGCCGGCAGCCCCGCCCCGCGCAGGACCACCGGAUCUGGCUGCACUGCCCCAUCACCUAUGACCCUGUCUCCUGGCCAGACAGAUCCCGCCCCAGGUGACCCCAGCUGUGAGUGAACCCAGUGAUCAACAGGACAGCAGAGACCCGCCCAGCUCCUGAGGAGUCUCCAGGGUCCAAGGGCUCGUCUGCAGUGGGUGAUCUCAGUGGGGUGACAGCUGGAGGUCCCCUGGGCCCUCCCACCUCCCCAGCUGCAGCCGGAGCUUCCGGGUGCCCUACCCCCAACUCUGGGGCUGAGCAUCCCUGUCUUGCAACCUGACAUCUGCUUGCAGAAGGAACCGUCUGCUCCGUGCACAAAGGCGUCUCUGAGCGGACACCAACAGGGAUGUGAGGCUUAUGCCCUUCUUAGCAACUUUGAUCCUAAAUGAGCCUUUUUCUCUGAAAUACAAAAUCCCCACUUCCUUUGGGGUAUCCGGGCCACUGAGCAAUCCAAUCCUCCCUAGAUCGGGACCCUGUUUUUUUUCCAGAAGAAUUAGGAGCCUUGCAACCUCCACUGUCACCUCAGGGGUCCCUGAAUGUCCCAUUUUGAUCUGUCAAGGCCUUGGGGUGGGGAGAGGUGGGGAAAAGCCCAUCGCUCCAGGCAAGUGCACUUUCGGGGUCUCGAUCCCUGGGCUGGGUGACCUUCUGGGACUUCCCAGAGCACCCAAGCCUCCUGGUACCUGGUCUAGCCCGAAAGCCGCAUGCUCAGACCUGCCUGUCUCUGAGAACUCCCCGGCUGCCCCAGCACCCGCACCCGGCUCUGCGAUCCCUUCGUGUGACCCUCUGAGGGUCCCCGGUUCUGUUCCCCGGGAGGCAUCUUUGAGAUGGUAUUUAUUUCAGCCCACAUUGAUCGCCUAUCUCCACCUGGGGGCAGCAGAGAGACCCCUCGCUGCUUGAGUGGCUGCCCUGGCCAUGGGAUCCCUGGGAUCGUGAGAUUGGCAUUUCCCAGCACCAAUCACGUCUCACGCUGACCCUGGACCACCUACUAGGGACACGCCCAGGCCCUGGGGCCACCCGUGUCAGUUUCCACGGAGUCACGGAUGGGCUGAGGCCUGGAGUCUCUGGCCCCUGCCUGGCUUCCGUGGGACCCUGAGCUCCUAUUUCUUUAUCUCCAACCAGCUUUUCAGUGUGGGGUGCGUGGAGGGUUUAUUGAUGUGAGACACCUCCACCCCAAGACCAUCAGAGACCUCGUUGGAAGAGAUAAUACAGUGGAUCUUCCAAUGUUAUGCAAAGCGAGUGAUGAAAUGAUCCAUAAAUGUAUACGUUUCCUCUUUUCUUUUUUUUUUUUAAGUGCACAUGCUUUCGCCACCAGAGAGACAGAAAGCG
Messenger RNA from Tupaia belangeri chinensis (Chinese tree shrew), 6726 nucleotides. RefSeq names its product C3 and PZP like alpha-2-macroglobulin domain containing 8 (gene CPAMD8). The transcript has 41 exons. Gene Ontology annotation, cellular component: extracellular region. Gene Ontology annotation, molecular function: endopeptidase inhibitor activity; protein binding. The coding region runs from base 1 to 5427 and encodes 1808 amino acids. Lineage: Eukaryota; Metazoa; Chordata; Mammalia; Scandentia; Tupaiidae. The record is from RefSeq and is a predicted model, not a curated record.